Molecule: messenger RNA, 1428 nt
Organism: Thermochaetoides thermophila DSM 1495
Lineage: Eukaryota; Fungi; Ascomycota; Sordariomycetes; Sordariales; Chaetomiaceae
Product: D-3-phosphoglycerate dehydrogenase-like protein
Exons: 2
Coding region: 1-1428 (475 amino acids)
Molecular function (GO): NAD binding; oxidoreductase activity, acting on the CH-OH group of donors, NAD or NADP as acceptor
Source: RefSeq, a predicted model, not a curated record
AUGGCCGCCCCAAAAGACAUCGCGAAGCCUUCAUGGACCAGGACGGUCUCAUACAGCCCAGCUGGUAACCUCAGCGUUUCUCCGACAGCGACUUUCCACUCUCCUCCCUCUGGCCAGGGCAGCUUCCUCACGGGGUCUCUGGCGCAUCGGACUGUUUCCCAGGCAAAGCAGCUCAAACCCUUCAACGCUGAGGAGAUCAAGAUCCUUCUCCUGGAGAACGUGAACCAGUCCGGUGUAGAGAUCCUGAAGGCUCAGGGUUAUCAAGUUGAGUUCCUCAAGACCUCGCUACCCGAGGACGAGCUCAUUGCAAAAAUUAGGGAUGUACAUGUCAUUGGCAUCAGGUCAAAGACAAAACUCACGGCGAAGGUGCUCGCUGAGGCCAAGAACCUACUGGUCAUUGGCUGCUUCUGCAUUGGCACCAACCAAGUAGACCUGGAAUAUGCCGCCAAGCACGGCAUUGCUGUCUUCAACUCUCCCUUCGCCAAUUCGCGCAGUGUGGCCGAGCUGGUCAUCGCUGAGAUCAUCUCCCUGGCGCGGCAGCUGGGCGACCGCUCUCUCGAGAUGCACCGUGGCACCUGGAACAAGGUGAGCAACAAGUGCUGGGAGAUUCGCGGAAAGACCCUGGGCAUCGUCGGUUAUGGCCACAUCGGCUCUCAGCUCUCUGUCCUGGCGGAAGCCAUGGGCAUGAACGUCAUUUACUAUGAUGUUCUCACCCUCAUGGCCAUUGGUACGGCGCGCCAAGUACCGACUCUGGAGGCCCUCCUGGAGGAAGCCGAUUUUGUCACCCUUCACGUUCCCGAGACUCCCGAGACCAAGAACAUGAUCUCGACCAAGCAGUUCGAGCACAUGAAGAACGGCUCCUACCUGAUUAAUGCCAGCCGCGGCACCGUGGUCGACAUUCCUGCGUUGAUCAAGGCCAUGCGCUCUGGCAAGAUUGCUGGUGCGGCCCUGGAUGUCUACCCCAACGAGCCGGCUGCCAACGGCGACUAUUUCACCAACGAUCUUAACACUUGGGCCGAGGAGCUGCGCGGGCUUAAGAACAUCAUCUUGACCCCGCACAUUGGCGGUAGCACGGAGGAGGCGCAGAGGGCCAUUGGCAUUGAGGUCGGUGAGGCGCUGGUCCGUUAUAUCAAUCAGGGCAUCACUCUGGGCAGUGUCAACCUGCCUGAGGUGACGAUGCGCCAGCUGACGCUGGACGAGCCCGAUCAUGCCCGCAUCAUCUACAUCCAUCGCAACGUGCCUGGUGUGCUGCGCAAGGUCAAUGAGAUUCUGGCCGAACACAACGUCGAUAAGCAGAUCUCGGACAGCAAGGGCGACGUUGCGUACCUCAUGGCCGAUAUCAGCAACGUUAAGCCUGAGGAUAUCAAGGAGAUCUACGAUGCGCUCGACUCCCUGACCUCAAGGAUCUUGACUCGCAUUCUGUACUAG